ACCCAAAAAAAAAGGGGUAGUCCUAGAGUUAAUUAGAUCUGGCCAGUGGCCAGGUAAGCGGAACGCGUCUCAUAUCUGCCUCUCUGAGACUCAGGUGUACGCCAUAUGGCCACACGGCGUAUGAUUCAUAUACGUACGUAUACGUAUACGUGAUUUCUGUCCACGGAACGAGAAGGAACGAGAAACGAGGCUAAUUAUGCGGCUGUUUCAGUUCGUUUUUCGUUCGUUUUGGUUUUCAUUUCGAAUCUUUUUUUUAGUUUCGCCCGCUAACUGUCGUCUCAUUAAUUUAAUGGACGUGGAAUGUGUCGCAUUUACUUGGUCGGCACCAAAAAACCGAAUACGAAAAUGAUUUGGCAAGUGUGCCCCAGGGCCUGCCCUAAUAAUUUUCUAUAGGGUAUUCCGGUUGGGGUUUGGUCGGUUUUUAUGCGCAGUUUGUGGCCAGCAAAGCAGUGCUCUAUAAUUCUAGGAUUCUCGGUUCUAUGAUUUGGUUUCCCGAAUAAUUCUAAAGGAAAAGAGAUCCAGAAAAAGGCAAUUGUUGGAUUGAAAGAUCCCUUUAAGAUUUGACAAUUUCUUGGAAUUAGAAAACUCUGCCCAAAGAUUCGUUGAACAAAUGUAGUUCCCAGGAAUUUAUUUGUUGGGCAAAUGAGUUCCUGGAAUACAGAGCAAGAGCAUUCCGAGAGUCAUUCGGAAAACUGUGCGACAAUUUCCGUACGAGUGUUUUCCCAAUUUCACAAUCCAAGGAAAGACAUACAUACAUAUGUACAUAGGCUGUUGUACACUUGUUCUUUUUCUUCUUUUCGUGGAUUUCCCAAUGAGCUGUGCGCUGUGUGCGUUUCCUGUCGCGUGGCUCUCUGGGGACGCGACUCUCUGGGUGAUUUAUCUGUCGGCUGUAAGGGGGGCUUCCCUCUCCACUUCCGCAACAGCUCGGAUUCUGGCCUAAAUAUUAUAUUUGUGGCCAGAUUCCCAUUGCCGUUCUCAUAGUCGUAUUUAUUUGUUUUGCGGCUUGUUUGCGGCGACGACUGGCGACGCCUGUUGCAUCUGUCGGCUGGAGUUGAUCUCAAGAGGAAGUACAGGGUGUUACAGUGCCAGCUCCAUAAGAUCCCCCAACAAUGGAAAGAUUUCCACACUAGUUGGGCUUAUGGCUGUGAAACGCACUGUACACUGAUCCCCUUGUCAGACGUGUGCCAUCAAUGAUGGAACUCUGAAGUUUUUAUUCGUUCAGACAUCACUGAAAUGAUAAACAAACUCCUUCCCCUUUCAGCCCUUUGGGUCACAACAUUUUUAGAACAAAGAGAGGGAGAGAGAGAGAGACAGAGAGAGAGAGAGAGCGCUGUCGUUUGGGGGGGGAUAUAUCGAAACAUCUGUUUGGAUCGGGCAACAAAUCUCGUCCGAGCGUGAGCAAAGUUCUCUGGCCAGCCGCAGAAAAUGUGAAAAAUCUCUUACCGUUUCGUUUGUUUCUCUGGCGAAUUUUCCCAAGCAGCUUUUCCGCUGCUGCGUUCAGUUCAAGUUGUGUUGCCGUUGACGUUGCUGUUGCCGUUGCUGCCUCUGACGCUUCCCCCGAUAGAGAUUUUUGUAUUAUUGUCCGCGCGUUCCGCGUCUCGCGUUCCGUGUUCCGUGUUCGUGCUCGUGUGUUCGAAACUCUAUGAAUAUGUAAUAAUGGAAGAGAUCAAAGAAACCUCCAAGAGGAAAAUCAGACCCCCACACACACACACAUGAGAAAACAAAAGAAAUGGGAGCCGCAGCCGGGAGCCGGGAGCCGACACACCUGAUACACAAACUCCAUAUUACGCAUACGCCGCGUGCACCUGCCAAUUGCGUAAUUUUCGUUGAGCGGAUCAUCAGCCUCUGCACUCCUCUCUCACGCCUCUCUCCCUCCUGCUCUCAAAUCGUGAGAGGGUCUUUUUGGGGUCAUCUUGCAAUUGUUAAAAAUAAAAAUCACAUAAAUUUAGACACACAAUUUUUACAAGAGUCGAAAAAUACUCAAAAACGAAAGUGUUUUCCUUUCCACCCCUCUCGUUUGUUGUGUGUGUGUGUGUGUGGGUGUGUGUGCGGCUGAAUGAAGCUAAAAAUACGGAAAAACAAAAUGUGAAUACAGUUAAUAGUGCCUAUGAAGGAUAGCCGUAGAAAAGUUGCAAAUAUUUGAACAAAAAAGGGUUUAAAAAUGUAUUUUAUACAUUUUUUUAGACUCUAUAGACUCUAAGGAUGCAGUAUUGAAAUGAAAUAUUCAUCGGCAUAUCCUUCUUAGGCACUUUCGACUGUAAAAUACGCGUAUAAUCAAAGAGAAAAAAAAUGAAACAAUAAAUGUUUGAAUUCAGCUUUCGGGCAUUUCGCACGAACGAUAGAACUAUCAAAAACGGUUUCAAGAUAUGUAUUUUUAGCCACCGUUAUAAGAAUAAAACAUAUCGUGUGUGAAUAUAUAUAUAUACAUAUGUACAUUUAUCGUAUAUAGUGCCAUAUAUACAUACAUAUGUGCGUGAGUGUAUCCAUGUGUCCGAUAUAGAUGGCACCUUGAACAAACAGUUUAGAACCGCAAUGUGUUCUGGCAACGAAAGUGCGUAAGGGAGAGUGAUGGCCACGCCCACUGCCUCGUUGGCGGCUCCUGGAGCUGCACCGCUGCCCCACGAGCUGACGGCCGAGUGGACAGUGCGUGCCCAUCUCACGUUUGCCCGUGCCGGAGAGGCGGUGCACAAGGAGUGCGGUGCAGGGCCAGUGCAUCCAGUGCAUCCAGUGCAUCCAGUGCAUCCAGUGCGUGUGGUCUACAAGUGGUGCACGCCCUCCGAUGAACCCGAAACAGAGCAGGAUGUCGACAAGACAGCCAACACGAUGGGGAUGGGGACCAGCUUCCGGUCCACCAACUCCUCGGCCACCACCACCAAUGCGGACUCGGCCUUCGGCAGUCCCCAGGCGUCACGGGCCCUCCCUGCGGGGACAUCCGCUCCAGGCGCCACAGCUCAAGUGUGCGGAACGCGCUGUCGGAGCACCUGCAACAUCAUGGUUUCCGCUGUGGCGGAUUUCCUGCCGCAGGAAGCGGCCGCAGGACCGAACGAGCCCUUCGUCUACCACAACAAGGUGCGGGCCCAGCAGCUGCGCGAUGCCUUCUCGCAGACCAGCGACCACGAGGAGCCGCAAUUGGUGGAGCCGCAACAGCGUCGACGUACCGCCUACGAGCAGCGUCGGGCCACCACCGAGGCCCUCAUGAACUUUGCCACCAGGCGGCAGGCAGAGGAGGCGAACACCUAUGUGCCAACCUACUCGCCCACGCCCACGCCCACCACGCCCUCGUCCACAUUCAAGUCGGCCUCGAUGCCUAGGAUACCGCCUCUUGGGGGACAUCAUGGGGGAGGAGGAACCUCACCGCGGGUGCCCCCCAACCUGGGGGAGAAGAAGCCCCGCACCGUCCACAUCGAUGUGUAUUGCACUGGCUCCGAGGGGGAUGAGGAGGCGGACGACGAGCAGCAGGCAGAUGUGGAGGUCUCCUCCAGCUCCAGCUCAGACUCGGAUCUGGCCGGGAGCAAGCGCUACGACCUGGACUCCAAUUCCACUCCCCAAACGGUGUUGGACAACGAGCAGAUGCUGCUGCGCCAUCAGCGGAUCUCUGGCGGAGCAUUGCCGCGUCGCUUGGGCCAUCAGAAGGAACAAAGGGAGCAAAAGGAGCCGAAGGACACACACCAGAUGAGCCUGGGCCACGCCAUCACCAAAUGCAGCACCGCCGAGGAGGUGACCGAAUCGAAGCAGCUGCUCUUCCGCAAACACAUCGGCGACCAGCGGGCAGCCAAGCUGGCGAAUCUGCGCCAGAAGUACAUGCGGCAGCCGAGCGACGACACCAUCAGCAGCACCUACCCGAACUCCUCGCACUCGACCAUGCCCCGGGAUGCCACCUGCAGCAGCAUCUCCAGCGUGGCAGCGGGCACCGACUGCGUGGACUCCUCGUGGAAGGAAACGGACGAGCCGGAUAACCCGUUGGCAGACUUUGGGCUGACCAAAUCGGAUAGCUUUGACUACGAGAACUCGCUGGAUCGCCUGCGCAUCAGCCAGAUGGAGAGGCUCUGGUCGCGCCAGCACUCCUUCGAUCAGCCCCAGACUACAGCCCCCACCUUGCCACUGUCGCAUCCACAUCAGCAUCAGCACCAGCACCAGCAUCAACACCAACACCAGCAGCAUUUGCAGACCAUCAAAGAAGUGCAGUCGCAGCGCAGCUCCUUCCAGCGGAGCGACACGAUCCCCUCCGAAUCGGAUGGCUUCUCCGACACGAAUGUGUUCAACACCUACCCGGGCCGGCAGAUAUCGCAAAUGCAGCAGCGCAAUCGCCCCGGUUUCCUGCAGUUCUUUGGGCCCUCCAUCCAUCCGAAUCCUGGCCAGCCAACGCCGCCAGUCACGGCUCCUGUCCAGCCCGCCUCUGCAGCCAGUGCGGAUCCGUUUCGACUGCUCCAUCCGAGCUACCGCUGGAAGAGCGAGGCCCGCGACAAUCUGAGCGCGCAGGGGGCCUCUGGAUCGCCCUCGUCGGAGCGCAGUUCCCCGCAGCUGCUUUCGGCGGCCACCACUGUGCUGCGCUGUGGCAGCGAGGCCCCGCCCAGCACCACUUCGGCCAGCACAUUCGGCACAACGGUCGUGACGCCCUCCCCCCUGCCAGGGCGACGCUUUGAGAUCUCCCGCGACAGCCCGAGCGUGGCCAGCGAGGCCUCCAUCGCCACCGUGUCGGGCUACACCCACGAGCACCUGGAGAAGACACGGCGCUUCGGCAAUGUUGUGGCCAUGCGCAAGCCCGGCCACCAUGUGGGACCCACCAAGAACCCCAACUGCCAGUGCGAGAGCUGCCAGCGAUGGCUGGCCGAACGCUUCCAGUUGCGUGGCAGAGCCUUCUCUCUGGGCGAGCGACCAGUGCUAAGGAGGCCGCAGUAACAGUAGAGUAGUAGAGUAGAGGCCUCUGGAAGAAGGAUUGCACAUACUUACAUAUGUGUGCUUUAGUUUCCCUUAAUUAAUGCCCCUGGCAGCCGUCGAUUCGAAUCCCUACAAAGUAGAGGUCUGCAUGAAUGGCAAGAAACCUGCAUUCGAAAUUUAAGCGAAACAGGCAUGAAUGGAAUAAGUGAGAAUGAGGGAGGUGUUUGAGUCAGACACUCGCUCGCACUUGUUUAAUUGUGUGCCUUUCGCACUAAAUCCACUCUUUUGCUCUAUCGCAAAAGUACUUCAAAUCGAGUCUCUUAAAUUAUAUCAUAAGAGGCUCUCUAAGGACCUUUCACUGCCACAAGCUGAGCUCGGUUUUCGGAUCGAUUUCGAUAUUUUCAUAUUUAGCAUGACUUCCAUAUGCCAUAUUUAUUUCACGAUAUUGGUCCACUGGGUCGGGUCAGUGCAGUUUAUUGCACUUUUGUACUUUGAAGCCACGCAGAUUUCUAAUUUAAAGCUUUCCUUCUCUUGCAUUUAACACUCUUCACCGCUCCCGCUCCCUAUUAACCCGCAAAGAUCCUGGACACACACUGGAUUGAAUUUUUUUCGAUUAGGUUUAACGCAAACGCGAAUGUUCCUCACACAAGAAUACACACAGAUUGUGCGCUGAAUCAGUUUAAUGUUUAAUGUUGUAAUAAAGUCAUCAAAUAGUCUGUAAAAAAGAAAGUAGUG
Messenger RNA from Drosophila miranda, 5613 nucleotides. RefSeq lists its product as uncharacterized. The record is from RefSeq and is a predicted model, not a curated record. The transcript has 3 exons. NCBI's taxonomy places the organism in Eukaryota, Metazoa, Arthropoda, Insecta, Diptera, Drosophilidae. Bases 2569 to 4899 code for a protein of 776 amino acids.